This is a messenger RNA of Cyprinus carpio (common carp), 5061 nucleotides long. Its product is annotated as atrial natriuretic peptide receptor 1-like. Gene Ontology annotation, biological process: receptor guanylyl cyclase signaling pathway; intracellular signal transduction; cGMP biosynthetic process. Gene Ontology annotation, molecular function: guanylate cyclase activity; protein kinase activity; peptide receptor activity. NCBI's taxonomy places the organism in Eukaryota, Metazoa, Chordata, Actinopteri, Cypriniformes, Cyprinidae. Gene Ontology annotation, cellular component: membrane. The record is from RefSeq and is a predicted model, not a curated record.
AGCAUGGCAGGGAAUGCAGCUCGACACGGAGAUGAGGUGGAGCUUUCUGUGAGGCAAUGUGAUUUGAGAAAAUCACUGCUGCUCUUGGCACUCUGAAUGAAACACAGUCAGCCUGUAGGUAUGAGUUUCACAGAGGCAGGGAUGUGAUUUGUGCUGUGCUGAGUGGACCGUUACAGGAUUGUACCAGCUCAUGUUGAGGAGACCAGGAGACAUCAUGUAUAAAAGUGUUCCUUAAUAGUUGGAAGCUUGAGCUCCAGUGAUAUGAAUCUGUUGCUCUGGUUCGGUGGAGGCAGAUCAUUUCUGCUGCUUUUGAUCCAGCUGUGCUGUGGGACCUUGCCAAUCUGGACCAAGACCAGCAGACACCAAGGGUCCCACAGACAUGUGCACAACCACACCAAUGACAUCAUACUGGCUGUUAUACUCCCUCAGCACAAUACGUCCUACCCCUGGGCAUGGCCUCGUGUGGGACCUGCACUGAACCGUGCCAUUGCUCACGUUAAUGCCGAUCCCACCCUGCUGCCCCGGCACCACAUCCGGCACAUCUUCGCAAACAGUGAGGAUGGGGACGGUAUCUGCUCAGAGUCUAUUGCCCCCCUCAUGGCCGUAGACCUGAAGUUUGAACACAACCCGUGGGCCUUCAUAGGGCCUGGCUGCGACUAUACCUCCUCCCCCGUUGGGCUGUUCACUACUCAUUGGGGCCUCCCCAUGAUCACAGCGGGGGCCCCUGCUGUAGCUUUCGUGCAGAUGGAGAUGUACACUUCCAUCACCAACACAGGCCCCACACAUAAGAAACUGGGCGAGUAUGCACUCCACCUCUACAAGCAUUUUGGGUGGCACCAACACACUCUGCUGAUGUUUAGUGAUACCAAAAUGGGAGAAAGGGCCUGCUACUUUGCCCUGGAGGGGCUUUACACGGAGAUGCAUGAGGACAACAUCACCACCAUGGACCUGGUGUUCGAGGAGAACAAAGGGCCUGUUAACUAUUCCGAACUCCUGCACAAGAUCCAGGAUGAUGGAAGAGUGGUGUUUGUAUGCUGUUCUCCGGAUAUUUUCCGGCAGUUGAUGGUGCACUUCCACAGGGCAGGUCUCCCUAAGGAGGAGUAUGUCUUCUUCUACAUUGACAUCUUUGGACGCAGUUUGGAGUCCAGGCAUUCUCAGCCGUGGGCCAGAGGAGACCCUGAUGAUAACUUUGCAAAGGAGGCCUUCCAGAGUGUGAAGAUUCUGACCUACCUUGAGCCGCAGAAUCAGGAGUACAAGGAGUUUGUCAAUGAUCUAAAAUCGGAUGCCAAACAAAUGUUCAACUUCACAGUGGAGGAUUCUUUGAUGAACAUCAUCUCAGGUGGUUUCUAUGACGGUCUGAUGUUGUACUGCAAUGCUCUAAAUGAGAGUCUCGCAGAAGCACAUGAUCGACCUUCAGGAGAGUCUGUCACAAAGAGAAUGUGGAACCGGACUUAUUAUGGUGUCACUGGUCUGGUGCAGAUUGAUGAGAAUGGAGACAGAGAGACUGAUUUCGCCCUCUGGGACAUGACUGACACGAACUUUGGCAGCUUUCAGAUUGUAGCGGUGUAUAAUGGCACUCAGAAGCAGAUGAAGAUUCUUCCUGGGAUGAACAUCCAGUGGCCAGGUGGCAACAUUCCCUGGGAUGUGCCCCUCUGUGGCUUUAAGAAUGAUAACCCUGCCUGUCAUGCACGAACUAUCGCAAUGCACCAGAUGAUUUCCAUUGUGCUUUUCCUCAUCCUCAUCAUCUUCGCCGUGACUGUGUUUAUAUACAGAAAGCUGAAGCUGGAGAAGGAGUUGGUCGCACAGUUAUGGAGAAUUGCUUGGGAGGACAUUCAGAUGAGCAAUCUGGAAAAGGCCAUGAGGAGCACCGGCAGCAAACUCACACUGUCUCUAAGAGGUUCAAACUAUGGAUCACUGCAGACAGCUGAUGGUAAUUUCCAGGUGUUUGCUAAGACUGGCUAUUUUAAGGGAAACAUUGUGGCCAUUAAAUACAUCAACAGAAAGCGCAUCGAUUUAACAAGAAAAGUGUUGUUUGAACUAAAGCAUAUGAGAGAUGUGCAGAAUGAGCAUUUGACCCGUUUUAUUGGUGCCUGCAUCGAUCCCCCCAACAUAUGCAUCGUCACAGAAUACUGUCCUCGAGGCAGCCUACAGGACAUUUUGGAAAAUGAAAGCAUCACACUAGAUUGGAUGUUCAAAUAUUCACUUGUCAGUGACAUAGUAAAGGGCAUGGCUUUCCUUCACAACAGUGUGAUUGUAUCCCAUGGAAACCUGAAAUCAUCCAACUGUGUGGUUGACAAUCGUUUUGUGCUAAAGAUCACUGACUAUGGGCUGUCCAGCAUCAGGACAGAGUCAGACACGGAGGACGCCCACUCUCAUUAUGCACGUAAGCUGUGGAUGGCUCCAGAGCUGUUGAGAAUGGAGUGCUUUCCUCCAGGAGGCAUACAGAAAAGCGACGUCUACAGUUUUGGCAUAAUCCUUCAAGAGGUGGCUCUGCGGAGAGGAGUCUUUUACCUGGAGGGAGACUCGCUUAGCCCCAAAGAGAUUGUGGACCGUGUAGCUCUGGGCGAAUGGCCAUAUCUCCGGCCAUCAAUGAACCCUCAGGCCCACAGUGAAGAGCUGGGUCAGCUGAUGCAGCGCUGUUGGGCUGAAGAACCAUCAGACAGACCAGAGUUCAACCAUAUUAGUGUUUUACUCCACAAACAGAACAGGGAGCACAGAAGUAAUAUCUUGGAUAAUCUUUUGUCUCGCAUGGAGCAGUAUGCUAAUAAUCUGGAGGAGCUGGUAGAGGAGAGGACUCAAGCCUAUCUGGAGGAGAAACGCAAGGCAGAAGCUUUACUGUACCAGAUCCUCCCUCAUUCAGUGGCAGAUCAGCUAAAGAGGGGUGAGACGGUGCAGGCCGAAGCUUUUGACUCUGUCACCAUCUACUUCAGUGAUAUUGUGGGCUUCACGGCUCUGUCAGCAGAGAGCACACCUAUGCAGGUUGUCACUCUCCUCAAUGACCUCUACACCUGCUUUGAUGCCAUUAUAGAUAAUUUUGAUGUUUACAAGGUGGAGACAAUAGGUGAUGCCUACAUGGUGGUUUCAGGAUUGCCCGUACGGAAUGGGAAACUACACGGUCGAGAGAUUGCACGCAUGUCCCUUGCUCUAUUGGAGGCUGUCAAAACAUUUAAGAUUUGCCACCGACCUGAUGAGCAGCUCAAAUUACGAAUUGGCAUUCACAGUGGUCCUGUGUGUGCAGGCGUAGUUGGGCUGAAAAUGCCUCGGUACUGUCUUUUUGGAGAUACAGUGAACACAUCUUCUCGUAUGGAGUCGAAUGGAGAACCUCUGAAGAUUCAUGUGUCGUCAGCCACUCGAGAUGUGCUACAGGAGUUCAGCUGCUUCCAGCUGGAGCUGAGAGGAGAUGUGGAGAUGAAGGGAAAAGGAAAGAUGAGGACCUACUGGCUUCUGGGGGAAAUAAACAACAGUGAUUGAGACAGUGGGGGGAGAGAGAACAAAAAAAAGCUCCAUGGGAUCAAGAGACACGCUGACUCUAGUCAAACGCAUCCAAAGGAAAACCAAGCAAGACUGUUCUGUUGACCAAAUGCACACGCACAUAAUCUUGUACAGCACUAGAUGAUGUCUAAUCUUGUAUAUAUGUACUUUAAGAUGUUUCUUUUAUAAGAACACGAGCUGCAGCUGUAAAUGGAGUGAAGGCUGAGUGUGAUUGAAUAUCGUCCCCUGGUGGAUAAGUAGCAGCACUGCUGGCUUAAAAUAUAUUAGGCUAAAUAAACAUGAUUACUUCCAGGAUGAGUGUGAAUAAAGACAUGUAAAUAUUAAAUAUGAGGAGGUAUAUAGAUUUUAGCUCACCAAAAAAAUCACUUGGCUAUCAUAAUUCAAAUGUUUUGAAGACAAACAUUGAUCACUUACUAUUUUGUCAUUUAUUUCACUUGAGUGUUAUUUAGAAUUCUUCUAUUCCAAUUUUUUUUCUCUCCCAGUCAGACUCUUGCACGCAUAGUCUGCAAAUUCUUUCUCAAGCUCAAGGUAUCUAGAUACAUUAAUCUCUGGUUCAUCUCCCAGAUGUUUCUGCUGAAUGAGAAGUGUUCCAGUUUUGAGAGACAGUUGUUAUUAAAAGUUUUUGGUGUGACAAGCAGCAAUGUUGUGAGCCACACAGACCUACAGUACCCUUAACAAAGCAUCAAUAAUCAUAAACAAAGCAUCAAUAAUCCAUAAAAACAAAACCAAACACCUUACAUUGCUCAGUUUGAACUUAGAUCUUUUGCUCAGCUUUUUGCACAUUACACUUGUGUAGCCUACUGGUACGUUUCAAGAGAUUUGACAAACAAGAAGCACUUUGCCUUUGUAUUAUUUUACAUGCUUGUAUGUUUCCAUGUGUUUCUGUUCCUGCGGGACAGUUUUACUUGAUUUACUUCGUCAGUCAGUAAGUCAGUGUAAAGGUUCUUUGCAUAGUGCUUAGGAGUGAUAAUAAUACAUCUGGCAACAUAGUCAUAGGACCCAGCAGACUAUUUGCUGCAUAGAGUCUCUCUCUAAAUUACCCACAUAAGGUCACGAGUAUAAUAUAGCACAUUCAUACAGACCCUGACAUUAGUUUCUGACUGCAAUCGAGAUCUGAAUCCACUUGUUCAUCUUUAUUUUCUUACUGUUCUCUUGAGAGCCUGCACACUUCAAUUACCUGCUUGACACUUCAAUUACUUUCAACCACCUUGAGUGCAUUUUCUCACUGAUUUUAGAUUGUCAUUCCCUUGAGCACUUAAAGGGGACUGUAUUACUCUGAGAGAGAUUAUUAAAAACGGCUCCUGUUUGAUCAUGCCUUAAGGACACACAUAACAUAAAUAUUGCCAUGUCAUAUAAUUUGAAACCCCAUUUAAUACUCAUUGCACCCAUUAUAGUGUUAGAAGCACAGCUGAUAUUUAAACUUCAUUGUUAUAUUAUGACGUUAUGAAAGGAAAGGCUUAAGUUCAAUUUCUGCUCACAGUUUUUCUCUGAUUACCAAUGUUGUGUUAUAUUCAGCAUUCCACGCCUAGGUCACUUUUUUAAUUUUUUUUUUUUUUAGCCUGUUCCUUA